Sparassis crispa is the source of this 1956-nucleotide messenger RNA. RefSeq lists its product as hypothetical. Gene Ontology annotation, molecular function: fatty acid synthase activity; enoyl-[acyl-carrier-protein] reductase (NADH) activity. Gene Ontology annotation, biological process: long-chain fatty acid biosynthetic process. NCBI's taxonomy places the organism in Eukaryota, Fungi, Basidiomycota, Agaricomycetes, Polyporales, Sparassidaceae. Gene Ontology annotation, cellular component: fatty acid synthase complex. The record is from RefSeq and is a predicted model, not a curated record. The transcript has 3 exons. The coding region runs from base 1 to 1956 and encodes 651 amino acids.
AUGCCCUUCGACGGGUUCCUAUUUGCUAGUCGUGUCAUGGUUGCGAAGGAGGCGCACACGAGCUCGUCAGUCAAAGACUUGAUCGUUGCGGCGAAGGGUGUUGACGAUGCGCAGUGGGAGGGCACUUACGCUAAGGAGACUGGCGGCAUCCUGACCGUCCGCUCAGAGCUUGGUGAGCCCAUCCACAAGAUCGCCAACCGUGCCGUCAAGCUCUGGAAGGAGUUCGAUAACACCGUCUUCAACCUUCCGAAGGAGAAGCGUGCAGCGUGGCUUGUGGAACAUCGGUCAGAGGUCAUCGCGAAGUUGAACAAGGAUUUCUCGAAGCCAUGGUUCGGAUGGAAGAAGGACGGAAGUGUCACCGAAGACAUCACUGACAUGACCUACGAGGAGGUCGCUAUGCGCAUGGUGUGGUUGAUGUACGUCGCGAAGGAAGAACGCUGGGUGGACCUGUCGUUGAGGAACCUCACUGGCGACUGGUUGCGCCGUGUCGAGGAGCACUUCGCCGGUGUGAACGGUGGCGGCGAGAAGUCGUCCAUUUUGCAGUCCUUCAAUUCUCUUGACAAGCCCCAAGCUGUUAUUGAGGAGUUCUUCAAGACAUAUCCUUUGGCCACUGAGCAGCUCCUCGCUUCUGAGGACAAGGCCUACUUCCUCACCAUUGUGCAGAGACCCGGACAGAAGCCGGUGCCGUUCAUCCCUGUCCUUGACGCUAGCUUCGAGGUCUGGUUCAAGAAGGAUUCUCUCUGGGCAGCUGAAGACAUCGAGGCUGUUUUCGAUCAAGAUCCGCAGCGUGUCUGCAUCCUCCAGGGUCCCGUGGCCGUCAAGCACUCUAAGGCGAAGGACGAGCCCAUCAAGGAGAUGCUCGACAACAUCACCUUGCUACUGGUCAAGAAGCUCAUUGAUCGGUUGUACGGCAGCGACAUCAGCAAGAUCCCCACCGUCGAUUAUCUGAGCCCCGGUCCUUCGGCACUCGCAACCCCUCUCCACGUCGAGCGCAGCGUCUCCCGGAAUACCAUCACGUACAAGCUUGGUCAAAUUCUCCCGGAGACAUCAUCGUGGUUGGAGACCCUCGCUGGUCCCGAGCUCUGCUGGGUGAGGGCGCUCCUCAUGUCGCCCACCGUUGUGCAGGGUGUGUUAUACAUAGACAACCCCAUCCGCUGCUUGUUCGCUCCUCACCAAGGGCAGAAGGUCGUCAUCGAGACCGAUGGUGUCUCCCCCAUUGGCAUCUCUGUGUAUGGCGCAGCCCGAUCGUACGGCGCGCACAAGAGCGAUUUCAAGGCCGUGGACGUCAAGUACAAUACUUAUUCUCGCACCAUCAAUUUCACAGUGUACGAAGACUGCCGCGACGUCGCAAUUCCUCUCAAGCUCCAGUUCGUCCACAAGCCUUCGAUGGGCUUCGCGCUGAUUCACGAGGUCACCACGGACCGCAACCACCGCAUCAAGGAGUUUUACUGGAAGUUAUGGCUGGGCCCCGAGGAGAACCUCCCGGAGAUCGACCUUCACGCGACAUUCACUAGCCCAGAGGUCACCAUGGAUGCGGACAAAAUCGAGGUGUUCUGCAGUGUCAUUGGCAACGACGGUGAGGCUUUCAAGACCGUCAGGGCUGAAAAUGUCCAAGCUCCUAUGGAUUUCGCAAUUGUGACUGGUUGGCAGGCGAUCAUCAAAGUGAUCUUCCCUUCGACCAUUGACGGUGAUCUCCUCACGCUCGUCCAUCUGUCGAAUGGCUUCCGUCUUGUAGACGAUGCUAAGCCUCUUCAGGCGAGCGAUGUCUGCAAGAUCGAGGCUCGCAUUGUCUCCGUUAUCAACAGUGAUGCCGGGAAGACCGUCCGAGUCUUAAAGGCUUCGUUAUCAGAGAUGGCAAGCCCAUCAUCGAGGUUGUGUCUGCUUUCCUAUACCGUGGUCGCUAUUCCGGAUAUGACAACACGUUCGAGCUUCUCGAGGCUCCGUAUUACUCUGUAG